Cylindrotheca closterium is the source of this 1068-nucleotide messenger RNA. NCBI's taxonomy places the organism in Eukaryota, Bacillariophyta, Bacillariophyceae, Bacillariales, Bacillariaceae. The record is from the annotation of a GenBank genome assembly.
AUGGCAGCAAAGCAACGAAAGACUACAUCGAAGACACAAAAGAAACAAAACAAAAAUUCUACCAGGAGUGAAAAAUCCAGUAAAGACGACUCUGUGAACGACACCACCUCAGCCUCAUCGUCACCUUCAGCACAGGCACGCUUCCUGUCACCAAUCAUCGCAAUGGUCUCCUUUGUUGCCUUGGCAGUUGCCAUUUACGUUGCCAACCAACAGCGUUCCGAAGCACCAAUAUACCCAACUGAACAUGUAAAUUCGCCGUCCAGGCCGUGGGAAUCAUCAUCAGCACCAACUCUCAAAACUCAGAAAUGGGCAGGCUUCAAUGGCCUUGCUUCCAUCACCAAGGCGUACCGGGUCUUGAAGAUGGUCGAUCACGAUCCCACAGCCUUUACUCAGGGCUUACAGGUACAUGGAAACGAACUUGUCGAGUCUGCGGGGAACUAUGGGGAAUCUCUGGUGCGAAUUUGGGAUCCCCACACUGGAAUUAUUUCCAAGGAGGCACCUGUGGACAAUCAGUAUUUUGCAGAAGGCCUGACUCACUAUCAGGACGAAGACGGCAAUGAUCGGUACAUUCUACUCACAUGGCAAGAAAAAACGGCAUUGAUUUAUGAUAUGGACUUGAAUGUCAUCAAUUCGUUUGUGUACGAAACAAAGACAAAGGAGGGCUGGGGAAUUACCUUUGAUCCAGUCCAAAAGAUAUUCUUUGUCAGCGACGGUUCCGCCUUGAUAUACAUCUGGAAUCUGAAGUUUGAAGAGAUUCAUAGAUUUCCAAUUUCCUACAAGGUAGAUCCAGCGACAGCAGACCGCAUAGAGGUUCCUUAUAUCAAUGAACUAGAAUGGGACGCCACGUUUGGUACCAUCAUGGCCAACGUUUGGUACCAAAAUGUGAUUCUUCGAAUCGAUCCUGCUCGAAACGGACAAGUUCUUCAGAUAUAUGAUUUGACAGAAUUAUAUGUCGAUCGAGCAAAGACUGCGGAUUGCUUGAACGGGAUUGCCCAUCAAGGAGGAAAUCAAUGGUGGUUGACGGGGAAAUGGUGGCCUCACUUGUAUCUCGUCGAGUUUUUGGAAUGA